Meriones unguiculatus (Mongolian gerbil) is the source of this 2864-nucleotide messenger RNA. It is a transcript of the gene Golph3l, whose product is annotated as golgi phosphoprotein 3 like. The coding region runs from base 211 to 1068 and encodes 285 amino acids. Gene Ontology annotation, molecular function: phosphatidylinositol-4-phosphate binding. The record is from RefSeq and is a predicted model, not a curated record. Gene Ontology annotation, cellular component: cytosol; trans-Golgi network; Golgi cisterna. The transcript is spliced from 5 exons. Gene Ontology annotation, biological process: Golgi vesicle budding; retrograde vesicle-mediated transport, Golgi to endoplasmic reticulum; Golgi to plasma membrane protein transport. NCBI's taxonomy places the organism in Eukaryota, Metazoa, Chordata, Mammalia, Rodentia, Muridae.
ACCAAGGUAGGUUGCCUAGUGAUCCUGAGGAAGCUGAUGUGUUAUUCCCUCUCUGCAACGAAGGAUCAGGAAGUUUGUGCUCUCUGCCUGCCUGAGAAGUUUUUCACCUACUAGUACUGGGUUCGGGUAAGGGAAACAGGUGCCCUACAAAAAUAGAGUGUGACCUGCAGCCUACGUCCCGCUGCAGCUCAGGAGCAACGACAGGUGAGAAUGACCACAUUAACUCACCGGACCCGUCGGACUGAAGUAAGUAAGAGCUCUGAAAAGAAAGUGGAAAGUGAAGAAGACAAUAAUCAAGAAAGGAGUCCCAGUAAUGAAGACCCUGGAGACUCCAAGGAUAUCCGCCUCACUCUUAUGGAAGAAGUAUUGCUCCUGGGACUAAAAGAUAAAGAGGGCUACACAUCUUUCUGGAAUGACUGCAUAUCAUCUGGGCUGCGAGGAGGCAUCCUGAUCGAGCUGGCGAUGCGGGGUCGGAUCUAUCUGGAACCUCCCACCAUGCGGAAGAAGCGACUCCUAGACAGAAAGGUCCUGCUGAAGUCAGACAGCCCAACGGGUGAUGUUUUGCUGGAUGAAACUCUCAAACAUAUCAAAGCAACCGAGCCAACAGAAACUGUCCAGACAUGGAUAGAGCUUCUCACUGGUGAGACAUGGAACCCCUUCAAAUUACAGUACCAGCUGAGAAAUGUGCGAGAGCGAAUUGCCAAGAACCUGGUAGAAAAGGGUAUUCUAACCACAGAGAAGCAGAAUUUCCUGCUGUUCGACAUGACCACACAUCCGGUGACCAAUACGACAGAGAAACAGCGACUAGUGAAAAAGCUUCAAGACAGUGUUCUGGAACGGUGGGUCAAUGACCCCCAGCGCAUGGACAGGCGGACGCUGGCGCUGCUGGUGCUGGCCCACUCUUCUGACGUGCUGGAGAAUGUCUUCUCCUGUCUGACAGAUGACAAGUAUGAUGUGGCCAUGAAUCGAACCAAGGACCUGGUAGAACUGGACCCUGAAGUGGAGGGGACAAAGCACAAUGCCACAGAGAUGAUCUGGGCUGUGCUGGCAGCCUUCAACAAAUCCUAAGGCCAGCGGGCGGGUUUCUCCUCUCCCUGCCACUGGCCACUGUCAGAGACCCCAUCACCGAGUUUUGUGUGAUGAAAUUUUGUCAUCAUUUCUCCCUGUUUCUGAAUCAGAACUCAUGAUCUGGGGAGGACAGCCUCAGAGUCUCUCCAUGGGCUAUGACCAUUCUAAGCAGACUGCUUCUCCUCACUUCCACUCUCUGUCCGCAUGAAAGGAGAACUCACACAUCCAAUAAACAUCUUCCAUUUCUGGGGUCUAGUUUUAACCAGUGUGCUUUUGGAUAAACAGGAGUUUCUAUAUGAGGAUUAGAGUUUUUCAGCAACAAAAUAUGAAGGAGAUGAAGAGCAAACUGUUUAAUUUUUCUCUCAUAUUCAUGUUUUUUUUUUCAGCCUUUAGCUCUCCAACUCACCUAAACAGUGACAAUUACUGACAUCACUGUCUCUUUGAAUGAGGGAUGGUGGAAACAAGACUAAGUUUUGAAGCAAAUGGUUCCUGAGAUUGUACCUCCCACAUGUGAUUUUCUCACCUUUAAUGAAAACACUCCAUGCCUGAUGACCCGGAUCUCUUAGUUUUAAAAGCAGUGAAUAUAUUCCACGCUCCUCUUAGCACCAUCCUGCUUCCACAUUCAUGAAGAGUCUGAAUUGAAAAGCAGUGUGCCUCAGUUACCUCCUUCAUUCAGCCAGCAGUAGAGCCUGUGGGGAAGGGAGGCAGCAGGAGACUGCGUCUUUGAAGCCAGGCGUGGGGACACACGCCUGUCAUCUUAGCACUUGGAAGGCAGCAGCAGAAGCAUCUAAAUAGACGGUCAAGUUCAGCUAGACUAGUGAGUUCGGGCUAGCUGUGGCUAUAUGAGACCCAUCUCUCAAAUUUAAAGGCUUUUCAUCUUUUAGCAUGUGACGAUCCUGUUUGCUCCAGGCUACUUUAAAAUAUCUCUUAAAAUUCCCAAUUUAACUCUGCUUAAAUUAAGGGAAUUGUAACUUUCAAAUCCCAAAUACAGCAUUGAGUCCAGACAAUGUAGCCAGACUCUGUCUCUUCACAGUCCCUGUUUUUAUUUCCGACAUAAAUUGAUAAUUUCUCCCUAUAUUUAAGGGCUUUGGUAGUAAUUCUGUCUAUAGGUUAUCUCCAGAUUACCUUCAAAUUGUCUUCUUUCAACACAGCCAUCAUUCUGGCCAAACCCCUUAAAAUGUUUUUGCUUCAGCAGUGAGGGAGAAGGGAGGCUUUGUUAGAAGAGGUCCUCUUUAGAGGGGCAGUUGAGUGUCAAGGGCAGCUGAUACAAAGCCAGGGUUCAGGGGCUGUGAGACCAGCACAGGGUUGUGCUGAUUUCAGUCAGCCUGUUACACACAUCCAAUACAGGUGACUUAGACCAAACCCUCUGGAUCAGGAUCAGAGGUAAAUACCUCUUAACCUACCUAGGUCCAUGAAACUUCUCCGGCUUGUUGUUACUGUUUUCAUUUCAUGUGUCUCAUAGGUGAUUAGAGACAUAGAUAUAAUUUGAGACGCUAGGCUAGAGCCUUAGUCUGGCUCUCCAGAAGUGCAAAAGCCAGCCCGUGUGUUAUCUAGUGGUGUAGCUUACUUCCCAUUGGAACAAUUCAGCAUGAAUUGAAACCAGCUUUUCCUGUGGAAAGCUUCAGCUUGAUUGGGGGGUACAAGUUGAGUUCUUUCUUGAAACUCUCAGUGUUUAUUUUUAUAUGUCCAUAAAAUGAGGAUGUCUUCACUUCAAAUCUGUGUUAACAUUCACUGCCAAACACUCAUUUAGUGUAUACCGCCUUUACAUUUCUGUAUAAUAAAGAUCAGUAAUUGUA